Molecule: messenger RNA, 555 nt
Organism: Sabethes cyaneus
Lineage: Eukaryota; Metazoa; Arthropoda; Insecta; Diptera; Culicidae
Gene: MED10
Product: mediator of RNA polymerase II transcription subunit 10
Exons: 2
Coding region: 56-448 (130 amino acids)
Biological process (GO): positive regulation of transcription by RNA polymerase II
Cellular component (GO): mediator complex; chromatin
Molecular function (GO): transcription coregulator activity
Source: RefSeq, a predicted model, not a curated record
UCUGCAAAGCUCCGUUUAGUUUUAGUGAGAUUGCCUGCCGAAAUCUUAGCAAAAGAUGACUUCCCCACUGGAAAAUCUUGAAAAUCAUUUGGAAAUGUUCAUUGAGAACGUGCGUCAAAUACGGAUAAUUGUUAGCGACUUCCAACCGCAAGGUCAAAACGUGUUGAAUCAGAAAAUUCAAUCUCUGGUGACGGGACUACAAGAAAUCGACAAGCUCAAAAACCAAGUCGAUGUAAACGUACCGCUAGAGGUAUUCGAUUACAUUGAUCAGGGUAGAAAUCCGCAACUGUACACCAAGGACUGCAUCGAUAAGGCAUUAACCAAGAACGAAGAGGUCAAGGGUAAGAUCGAUUCCUAUCGGAAGUUCAAGAGCAAUCUGCUGAAAGAGCUAGGCGAAAUGUUUCCCGUCGAGAUCAGCAAAUAUAAGGCAAUCCGCGGUGAUGAAUAGUAUUAGCGAAUGCGUUGUCGGCAUCGGUCGUUUAUAUUUAGAGUUAAGUACGAAUUAAGUUCUCUAUCGGAUUACAUGAAUAAAUAUAUUUUCUGAGGUAACCAAAA